CUUUCAGCACUGUAUCUAUCUAUUCUGUAGAGCAUGAACACGGAUCGAUGCUGUUUGUAAAAGGCUAGACUUAGUACUGAGGUUAUCAUUCCACUUUCCUUGCUACUCCUAUCCUUGCUAUUAGCUUUACAAAAGUCUUUCCAAACUACCCAUACGUAUACAUCAUUUCAAGAGAGGCCUGACGAUGUGGUAUGGCACAGUAUUGAAUUUACUGGCAAUGGCUGCCACUACGUUGGGUUCUACAUGGCCUACAGUAUCCGGCAACAGUAACUUGACCUAUUGCAGCGACCCGAGCUUAUGGUCAUUUGGUUCGUCUAAUCUGACAUUUGUGAGCCAACUCACACAGGUUCCUGAAACACCGAUUCAGUUUUCCUGGUUACUUGAAUCUGUUUCAGAAACCGACCUCCAAAAUUUUACCGCCAAUACUCAUAUCAACAUCGAUUCUAACUGGGUAGUGUGGGGAGGAAGCGGAUUGAUGCAGUCGUACGAUUGGUGUACAUUUACCAAUGGCACGAAUUGUCCUCAAGAGUAUAUUCCAGGGAACUUGGUUGUGUUACAAAGUCCUAUAUUCCAAUUGAGCUUGUUCGGCGGGCCUAAGAAAUUCUCCUACACCAUCGACGUACAGUUCAAUGACGGCACUGGCAAUGCAACACUGUUCUGUGCGACAGGGACUAUGGACCAGAACAACAUGCCGGGACUGAAGGAGUCAGUCACAGUUGCGCAGGAUCCGUUUCAGGAGGAGCUGAAAUAGUAUGACUGCGUACAUGAUUAUCGAGCAAUGCGCUCUUGCCAAAUGAGGCCAGGCAGGCUAUAUAGUCCCUAGGCUGAAAAGAAGGAAAGCGACAAGAGGACUUAAGUAGAUCUGAG
Messenger RNA from Pseudovirgaria hyperparasitica, 867 nucleotides. RefSeq lists its product as uncharacterized. NCBI's taxonomy places the organism in Eukaryota, Fungi, Ascomycota, Dothideomycetes, Acrospermales, Acrospermaceae. The annotation marks the transcript as partial. The transcript is spliced from 3 exons. The record is from RefSeq and is a predicted model, not a curated record.